CGUUGCCUUUGACCAAGCCGGAAAAUCCCGGUUUCAUUCCGCAAGCUGUCAGCCUGUAAUGCCCAAGAAACCCGUAUUCAGACUUCCAAAAUCUCGAGAUUCCCCGCGGGACGACCGUAUGAAUAAGAUUCUCACGGAAGAUCUAUCACCGGUUUGUUUUUUCUCGAAAUUUAUUUACAUUAUUAUUUCCAUAACAUUUAUGGCCUGCACAUCCUAAUCCAAUUUAGUCGAAUACAUGAACCGAAGUUGUCUUCUAAUUUGCGGGAAAACUCAUUGCUUUAUCAUCAAGACCGAGUUUCCUUGCUCAAUGGUGAAAAAGUUGCCUUCAUUGCGGGUAUUUUGACUUGCGAUGAUGAUCCGCGUUUUUUUUCUUUUCUUAAGGAUUCGUUGAGGGGAAACACUUAUAAAAGGAAUGAAAGAACAAACUUGGAAAUGGGUUUUAGGUUUAAUAUAUAUAUUAUUAGUUGCAUCCAUAUGGAUUGCUGCUAGUUUUGUGGUUCAGUCAGUAGUAGAUGCGGGUGUUUCCCCAUUUUUAGUAACGUACAUUUGUAACUCAUUAUUUGUGGUGUAUAUUCCCCUGGUUGAAAUUGGACGUUAUUUGGAGGAUAAGUAUGGAAGUGUUUUGUUCUGGAAAAAAAGAAGGGAUUGUAGUUCUCAAGAACUGAGAGAAUCUGAGGAGGUCAUUCUUCUAGGGGAUGGUUUUGAAGUUGAUGCUCCAUGUUCAAGUGUUGUUGCAGAUGUUAAAGAGGCCGGUGGAAUAAUAGUUUCGGGAGAAGAUUUGAUUGAGAAACACACCGAUAUUGGCCUGGAUGCAAAAGGGCGCUGGACAAGGACUAGAGUUGCAAAAGUUAGCCUUUUGAUCUGCCCAUUCUGGUUCUUGGCACAGCUCACUUUUAAUCUGUCACUCAAGUACACAACAGUUACGUCCAAUACCAUCCUAAGUACGGCAUCCAGCUUGUUUACCUUUCUGGUAUCCGUUGUGUUCUUGGGAGAGAAUUUCACAUGGGUGAAGCUGCUUAGUGUUCUGCUUUGCAUGGGUGGAACAAUCAUUGUAAGCUUGGGUGACUCGAAAUCCGGAGCAUCUGUUGCCUCUUCAAAUGCAGUUCUUGGAGACAUACUUUCUCUUCUCUCAUCAGCCUUAUAUGCUGUUUAUAUAACCCUUAUUCGUAAGAAGUUGCCUGAUGACGACGAUGAAAAAAGUGGCCGUGUUAGUAUGGCACAGUUUCUUGGUUAUUUAGGUCUAUUCAACCUUUUGCUUUUCUUACCAGUGUUUCUUAUACUUAACAUUGCCAAACUGGAACUAUUUACGGCUAUCACCUGGAAGCAGCUUGGUCUCAUUGCUGGAAAAGGAUUGCUCGAUAAUGUGUUGAGUGAUUACCUGUGGGCAAAAGCCAUCCUUUUGACUACAACUACAGUCGCAACAGCUGGGCUAACAAUUCAGGUCCCAUUGGCUGCCAUUGUGGAUUCACUUACAGGAAAUUCACCUGCUCUUACGGAUUAUAUUGGAGCAACUGCUGUAAUGAUGGGUUUUGCCGGCAUUAAUAUACCUUCAAAUGCAUGUUCUAAAAUUGAAGAAUCAAAUAUUGAAUUAGAAGGUGGAAAUUCUCUGCCCACCCAACAAGAUCAUGCCACGCCCCUGUAGAUGAAGAACUGCAUGCUAUUUGUUAAUAGUGAUCUGUUGUUUUGUGUUUUUGAGUGAAAUGCCUAACAUUUUUUAAUGUCAUUGUGGACAAGGGAUUUGAGGAACACAUUUGAUUCUCGCUGUUGCCUGUUGGUGUUAUGUACAGAAACUAUGAAGCACUAUGAGCAAAUGAAAUUUUGUUUCACGGGCGGUAAAAAUAAAUAGUAGUCGUAUAGACAUGGUUUCAGGCAAGAACUGGAUUAGGUUCAUUAGCCUUUUACUCAAAAACACGAGUCCAAUUGGUUCAGGUCUGACUCGUUCCAACUUCCAAUCAUUCUUAAGGUAUGACUCAGAGUCCAAUCAAUAAAAUUGCUCUUUCCC
Messenger RNA from Cuscuta epithymum, 2002 nucleotides. The record is from the annotation of a GenBank genome assembly. Lineage: Eukaryota; Viridiplantae; Streptophyta; Magnoliopsida; Solanales; Convolvulaceae.